Messenger RNA from Sorghum bicolor (sorghum), 1078 nucleotides. RefSeq names its product vacuolar protein sorting-associated protein 20 homolog 2. Bases 165 to 839 code for a protein of 224 amino acids. Gene Ontology annotation, cellular component: ESCRT III complex; multivesicular body. Gene Ontology annotation, biological process: late endosome to vacuole transport via multivesicular body sorting pathway; vesicle budding from membrane. The transcript is spliced from 6 exons. NCBI's taxonomy places the organism in Eukaryota, Viridiplantae, Streptophyta, Magnoliopsida, Poales, Poaceae. The record is from RefSeq and is a predicted model, not a curated record.
AGGACAGGACCCACAGACAGACCCUGCCCCGCCGGCACCGAACGGCUCAACUGUAAUGAUGCCGUGACCGUCUCGUCCCCGUCCAGUCCACCUUUCCCUCCUCGUCUCCGACUCCGCCGCCGUCACGCCACCUCGCCGGCCGGCGGAGAACCCGAGCGCGAGGGAUGGGGAACAUCUUCGUGAAGAAGCCCAAGAUCACUGACGUCGACAGGGCCAUCCUCACCCUCAAGACGCAGCGCCGCAAGCUCGCCCAGUUCCAGCAGCAGCUUGAGAAGGUAAUCGAAGCAGAAAAGGAAGCUGCACGACAGCUGGUUCAACAGAAGAAGAGAGACAGAGCUUUGAUUGCUCUGAAGAAGAAGAAAGCUCAGGAAGAGUUGUUGAAACAAGUUGACACAUGGCAAAUGAAUGUUGAACAACAGCUGGCAGAUAUUGAACUAGCAAGUAAACAAAAGGCUGUAUUUGAAAGCCUGAAGGCUGGAAACGCUGCCCUUAAGUCUAUACAGAAUGAGAUAAACAUUGAUGAUGUCCAAAAGCUGAUGGAUGACACAGCCGAGGCUAAGGCUUAUCAAGAUGAAAUAAAUGCUGUUCUGGGCGAGCAGCUUUCAGCUGAGGAUGAAGAAGCUGUUAUGGCCGAGUUUGAAAAUUUGGAAGCUCAGCUUGCCGCUGAGUCUUUGCCAGACGCUCCUGUUACUGAAGUACGACCUGUUCCGGCUAACACAGAAGCUGCAUCUGAGGACAUCGAUGAGGUCAUUGAGCUUCCUGAUGUGCCUACUAAAGUGCCAGAGAGGCCUGAAGCUCCAGAAAAGACCAAAGUUUUGGAGGAGCCACUACCUGCAUAGUGGAUGGAACUGAGAUGAAUAGGGCACACUUAGUUUGCAGGAAUUGUAACAUACCCCAUUUCAUUGUACCAUCUCAUUUUCAGCCAUAUCAGAAUUUUAUUGUGUACAGACAGCAAGAAAAUUUGUUGUUCUUGACUACCAAUUAUCACCAGUUUGGAUUUCUCAGUGCCCAUUUAUUACAGUCAAAUCCUACGGGGUAAACAUAAUAUAUUUUCAUUGUGUUUCUUUGAAGGCAGAAA